CCUUCACAGGAAGUAUUGCACAGGCACAUGCUUGAAGAAACUUGAGCAGCAGUGUUAGACCUGAAAGAUGCACUGGCGACAGCACAUCUAUUUCCUCACCUUCGUGGUGAUUGUUGCUUCAACCAUCCCCGCCUGUUUGGCUUUUAACAUCAAAAUGACAGAGCCUAAGAAACACGAGGGCGAACCAGGUGAUUUCUAUGGAUACAAAGUGCUACAGUACAAGUCUGGUGAUGGUAACAAAAGGAUAGUCGUCACUGCACCUCUCAGGCUAAACGGAUCUGGAGGAAUUUACCAACCUCACCAAAACAAGUGGUUCAACCCUACUGUUGCAGAGGACCUGCAGUCAAACACAACAGCAGUCAAACAUCUUGGCUUGUCGAUCGCUGCUGAUUCCUCCGGCUCCAGAUUCACUGUUUGCAGUCCAAGUUUGGUGCAUGAAUGCUAUGAGAACUCCUAUCUGAACAGUAUUUGUUAUGAGCUCUCGGAUCAACUCCAGAAAAUUUCCUCUUUCAAACCCGCGUUUCAAAAUUGCACCAAAAAGACAGUGGACCUCGUCUUUCUGUUCGAUGGAUCAGCGAGUAUGACUGAAGAUGAAUUCAACAAGAAUAAAGAUUUUAUUGUGGAUAUAAUGGACAGCCUGAAGAACACAUCGAUCAAGUUUGCAGCAGUUCAGUUCUCCUCAACAGUCCACAAAGUGUUUGACUUCAACGACUAUGCAGCUGGACGUGCUCUCGAUAAACUUAAGGAUGACAAGCAUUUAAAAACUCUCACCAACACACACAGAGCCCUCGAAUUCAUUUUUGAUCAAAUCUUUGACAACCCAGCUGCAGGCGCCUCUCCUGAUGCAACUAAAGCUCUGAUUCUAAUCACAGACGGAGAUCCCUCUGAUACAGACAGAAAAGGGAUAAUUAAAAAAUAUGAUGAGAAAAAUAUAAUUCGUCUUGUUAUUGGGAUCAAGGAUGCAAAGCUGGAUAAAUUUAGGGCCAUCGCUUCAGAACCAAAAGACAAAAAUGCCUUCAAAAUUGAGAAUUAUGAUGGACUCAAAGGAGUACUGGAGAAUUUUCAGAAAAAGAUCUUUGCUGUGGAAGGUUCCAAAGGGGCUCGAGCAGGAAACCUGACUGAUGAAAUGUCUCAGAGUGGAUUCAGCGCUGUUUUCAACAAGGAUACACUGAUUCUGGGUUCAGUGGGAACAAACAGCUGGCGUGGUUCUCUCCAAGAACGUCGAGAUAAAACAGAAACAAUUGAGGAUCAAGAAAUGGAGAUGGACUCCUACAUGGGAUAUUCUGUCUCUGUUGGAGAGAGAGGUGGUGUUUCUUUGUAUUUCACGGGUGCACCCCGGUUUCAGCACACAGGACAGGUUGUACUUUUCAAACAAAACAGCAACAACUGGACCACAGCACAAAGAAUAACUGGAGACCAGAUCGGUUCCUACUUCGGCGCCGAGCUGUGUUCGGUGGAUAUUAACUCAGACGGUGACACUGAUUUCCUGCUGGUGGGAGCGCCAACGUUUUACCAGCUUCAGGAGAAGAAAGAAGGUCAGAUCUACAUCUACACUCUGACUGAUGAGCUGCAACUGAAAAGUGAACUGAUUGUGAUGGGACCAUCCAUGGGUAGAUUUGGCACCACCAUAUCCAGCCUCGCAGACCUGAAUGGAGAUGAACUCCGAGACGUUGCUGUCGGAGCUCCGCUUGAGGAUGAUAACAGAGGUGCUGUGUAUAUCUACCUUGGAGACAGACAUAGAGGGAUACGCAGCACUUUCAGCCAGAGAAUCACAGGAGACAAAAUAACACCUGGGAUAAGAUUCUUUGGACAGGCCAUCGAUGGGGGCGUCGGCAUCAAAGAGGAUGGCCUCCCAGAUAUUGUGAUCGGAUCACAGGGCGCUGCUGUUGUCUUAAGCUCCAAGCCCGUCUUUAAUGUGAUGGCUCACCUAUCUUUCCACCCUAAGGAGAUAAGCACAGAGAAACUUGACUGUCAGGGUGCAGAAGGAAAUUUACUUAUGCUUACCUUAACAGCCUGUUUUGAAAUGGUAGAAGCAACAAAGAGCAAACAAGGGAAUGUGAGCUCUGGACUGAACAUCACAUACAUGUUCGCCGUGGACCCAAUGAGACAAAAACAUCGAGGUUUCUUCACUCAAACUGAUACGAAAACCAGGAGUCUUACCUCCACCUAUGAGCUGAAAGAUGAAAUGACUUGCUUAAACUUCUCCAUCUACAUGCACAAAUGUGUGAUCGACACGUUGUCACCGAUCAGCAUCAAAUUAAACUUUUCUCAAGCUGACAGUGAGACUGCUAACAUCACCCUGAACAUGGACAGCAAAAAGCAGUCUGCUGUUGAGGUUCCUUUUGAGAAACAAUGUAGAAAAAAUGACACUUGUAUCGCUGAACUGGAUGUCAAAUUCAAAUUCGAGACUCCGACAUUAUUGGUGACAGAAAAUAACUACUUCAAUGUGACUAUACAUUUGAAAAAUGAUGGUGAUGACUCAUACAACACCAGCCUUAUAAUGUUCUAUCCUCCAGGCCUCUCCUUCUCUAGGAUGACUCUUAUAAAGUCAUCAAGACUAACAACGCACGACUGCCGGGAUCAAGAAGAACGCAACAAAACCAUAUGUGGUGUGAGCCAGCCUGUGUAUCGCAGUAGAUCCUACGCAACGUUUCAAUCUUCCUUCCAUGUCAUGCAUAAUUAUGAGUGGAAUGACAAGAUGUCCAUGAUAAUUGAAGCAAAAAGUGAUAAUCAAGACUCAAACAGGACCAGCACCCUCACCGAAAGCAUCCCAGUGCAAUUUGAAAUUAAAAUGAUUUUAACAGUGAACCAAGACAGCACUACCUAUCUGAACUUCACCUCAGAUGAGACUGCACCUAAAGAAAUGAACAUUACAUACAGGAUCGAUAACACUGGUUUUAAGGAGUUUCCUGCAACCAUCACCCUGGAAUUCCCAACUCAACUGGAGCAUAGCUUUGAAAUGAAAAGCUAUCAAAUCUUUGUCAAGGAGAACAAAACACAGUGCACAGCCGCUACUAACCACAAAUUUAAGAACUGCUUACCAAAAAAUAAGUGCGUGGCCAUCGUCUGCAACACUUUCAAUUUGAAGAACUAUGCAUCUGCUGAGUUUACACUAUCGGGAAAAGUCCACUUUAAAGAAGCCGCACAACAGGCAGCCAAUGUUGCUUUUCUGAAAAAAUACACUGGAGACAGCAGAAAGAUUAACUUUGUAAGUUCUGUACAUGUUGGCUAUGACGACGCUCGGUAUGUGCUGAACGAUCCAGAGAAUAAAGACCAUUUGACACCAUUCAAAUUUCCAACAAAAAAGACUGAAGUUCGGGUUGAUUUCUUUAUCCUCCCAAAUAAAAUGCUGAUCAUUUUAACUGGAGCCGGUUUGGGACUCUUACUUCUGAUCAUAAUCACAAUCAUCCUGUUUAAGCUCGGUUGCUUCAAGAGGAAAAAGUUUGGAGAAGAUGAUCUUGAGGAUGACACUGUUGUAAUACCAAUCCCUGCUUCAACUGUAGGGACUGAUAAGAAAUCUGAGAAAUCUUCCAAUGAUAAUCAAACGCAGGAAAAAUCACCUCUCAUCUCCUCUGCCCCCGAUGAUGAACAGAUCAAGCAGUCAGGCACUGAUAACAAAUCUGAUCAACCUUCUGAGGAAAAUAAGGUUCAUGAUGAUGGUGCUGCUGAGGAGAAAAAGGAUGAAGCUACUGUUACCAUUAACGCAUAAAGUCAAGGAGGAUUUGGAAUAUAUGGAACAUUUGUUAGUCUUAGUGACAGUUUAGCAUAGUUCAGACUGGACACAAGUAGAAAACGUGAUUUAGGGGUAUGAUCUGGGUCUGUGUCCCAGAUGACCCCCCCAUAUUUUUUAAUUCUCUUAUUAUUCUUCAUGAGUUGCAACACAUAAACCACAGUGUAAAACAGUUCAAAUUUUGAUUUGCCUGGCUACAGAAGAAUUUCGCACUUUGCCUCAGUGCAUUGCCUUAACUCGGUGGCAUUUAUGGAUUAUGUUCACGUAUGGUUUAAUCUUUGGAUGAGAGAGCUUUAACCUGCAUUUCACAGUGAUUUCUGUUAGGGUUCCUGAGCUCAUACACUGAUGCCAGAAUCAUGCCAUGCAGCAUAUAGGUUUAUGAGAUUUACAAAUCAGUGCAUUCUAUUUCUACUUUUUACAGUACUCUUACUGUUUCUGAAUUAGGUUUUUACAUCUCAUGCAAUAAUUGUGGGUUCAGCUACAUCAGGGAAAAAUCAAUGACACCAGACAUGAAGCUGAAUAAGCAUCAGAUGGAUUGGCUUUCUACAAAUGUUCAAUGGUCACAGCACAGGAAAACAUCAGCGAGUUUGUAGACACCUCCAUGAAGGAGGCUGUUCAUGCCAGACACAAGAGGCAAGCACUUCUGUUUAAUAUUCUGUUGAGAUGUGACUAAAGAGUCAUACCUGUAGCAAUCCAUAGUUCAUGCAGAAACCCAAGGUUUAAUAAUUGUUGUUCAUGUGACUGUUUAACACAACUUAUUUAACACGCUUAAUAAUUCCUUCUCUGCUAAUGUCAAUAGCCUACCAUGUAUUCCCCAUUAAUGCACAUUAUUUACAUUUUGAUACACUGUAAUAUUUUUAAUAGUUACCACCUAUAUGAAAAGGCUCUGCUGCCUUCUGCACAGGUAUUUAUUCAAAAAGCACUUCACCUUGUAUUAUAUCUGACUGUGUUUAAUAUGUUGAUUUUUGUAGAGUAAUUAAAAUUUUGAAUAAUUGAUUCUGAUCUCACUAAAUGAGUUAAUGUGAGUGAGAAGAUCUUUAGUUCGUUACAGACAUGAAAGUUAGGUAGACAAAAGUGUUGAUAAUAAAAAGUUUGCAGCUGGAUUGACAAUAAACUUCAUAAAUUUGGGAGUUUAAAUCUGAGAUUACAUCAGAUAUUUAGAAAUUGUGGAUGAUGUUGGCAAAGUAAGACACCAAUUUUAAAUGUAGAAAAUGUAAAUGAAAUGUAGAUAUUAAAGGGUGGAAAACAACAUGUUCCUUUAAUUUCCCUAAUAUUUUUAGUCUACUGUUGUUUGCAUAUUUGUACUUUUAGUUUGCUUUUCCGUGUUUUAAAUGUCUUGCCUUUACACUGUUAAUUUCCAUUGGAAUAUAUCCUAAGAUCUGUAUCCAUGUGAACAUGAAUUAUGACUUUUUUUUUUCUUUUUAAAAGAAAUUCUGUAUCUUAGUAAAAGUGAAAUAAUGUUUGUAAGAUAAACAGAUGCACAAACCACCUUUGUAUCUGCAAAUGAAUAAAGACAAUUUCCCAUGUCAUA
Molecule: messenger RNA, 5261 nt
Organism: Maylandia zebra (zebra mbuna)
Lineage: Eukaryota; Metazoa; Chordata; Actinopteri; Cichliformes; Cichlidae
Product: integrin alpha-L
Biological process (GO): cell-cell adhesion; cell adhesion mediated by integrin; integrin-mediated signaling pathway
Cellular component (GO): external side of plasma membrane; integrin complex
Molecular function (GO): integrin binding
Source: RefSeq, a predicted model, not a curated record